Synchiropus splendidus (mandarinfish) is the source of this 1886-nucleotide messenger RNA. RefSeq lists its product as uncharacterized. Bases 21 to 788 code for a protein of 255 amino acids. The record is from RefSeq and is a predicted model, not a curated record. The transcript has 2 exons. Lineage: Eukaryota; Metazoa; Chordata; Actinopteri; Syngnathiformes; Callionymidae.
GUCAUCUACAUGAAAUCAGAAUGGACAGCCAGGUUUUUCAGGACAUUUCUGAGGUGGACUGUGCUGAUCUGCAGAGGGAUUUCAGCCCCAGCAAGCAUGCUGGGAAUGAGGUCUAUGUGAAGCUGAGGAAGAAGGGCAACAGGGGAGCACACUCUUGGAAAGCGGCUGAGAAAUCAAGCAGCCCAAAUAAGCCUUCUGGCAAGAAGCACAAGCAGACGUCUCGCCUCUCGAAGGAGAAGGAGGGAUUGCUCGCUGAAGUGAAGAUGGCUGUGAAGAAUUUUGAAAAAGAAGCCAACGCUAAAGUCGGCCAGCAAAAGAAGGAGAACUUCCAGAUCAAACUUGCCCUGAAAAGAGUUGAGGAGGACCUGGAGAGGAAGAAACAGCAGUGGGAGGUGGAGAGGUCCAGCCUGCUGGCCUGGCAGCAGGAGGGUCUUGUAGCUGCGGUGGAGCACGCCCAGCAGGUUCUGAUGAACGAGAGACACCACUGGCAGUGCAUGGCCACCCAACUGGCGUGGCAGGAGCGGGAGUCAGCGUGUCUCAGCGCAGCCCUCAACCAGGCUCGCAAGGACCUCUCAAACCAGACGAAGCUGUGGGAGGAGGAGAAGUCCUCCCUGCUGGCCCAGCACCAGGAGGAAGUCUCCGGCCUGGUGGCUGACCUUGAGCAGGCCAAGAAAGACUUGAUGAGUGAGAGAAACAAGUGGAGGGAGGAGAAGGCGUCGCUUGAGAGGAACUCAGAGGAGCAGCGGGGGACGGACCCAGUCGAGGGUCGGACUCCAAAACAGCUUUGAAGAUCUCCUCUCUCUCAUCCCACAGAAAGGAACAAUACUGUUUAGGAUUUUUGAAUACAGUCGGCGAUCGUAACACAGUAGUAUUACCAGUAACCUUCACAGGGGAACAUGAACAUGAAGUAGAAAACCUCAAUGAGAAACUACCAAUGUCAUGUAGGAACAAAAACCAAGUCAAUAAAGACACAAAACAAGGUCCUUUCACUCAUCAACCAGCGCCAUCGGGUUGCCGAGUUGCAACGCUUUUAUCUUCCAGAUAUCUUGCAGCACAGCCGUGUAGGUGACAUGGAUCAGAGGUCACCGACGCGUGCAGCGGUUCUACAGGAUUAAAGGACGACAGGUGCCAAAGUACCUCCACUGUUCCGUCUUCCUGCCCGAGGACCACAGCGAAGGGCUCCAGAGACAGACUGGUGCACCGAAUCCUGGACGCCUUUUCCUCAGACUGGUGCAGGAUGGACCCUGAGAUGCUCUCACGCACCUGGGAAACAGGAAACUGCUGGGACCACCGUGACCCUGAUGUCAGGAAGGUGAAACUGACCUGGAGUCUGUUGCAGUUGUCAGCAGCAGACACAAUGAUCUGCUCGCCGGUGAAAAGACAGUCGGAGUCUCGUUUCAGACUGACGGCGGAGGUCGUGUGCACCUUCUCUGUCUUCCACAGCUGCACACAACACAAGAGUGACCCCCACUUUCAGAUUUCAUGAUCACAAAGAUUCUACUUUGAUUGAGGACAAUGUGUUUGUACGAGACAUUGUAGUUGAAUACUGAAUAAUAUGGAAAUUGAAGAGGAAGCAGAUGAACCUGGUUGUUAAGCCUCACUUGUCCACGACACAGAACCUGUUUCACAAAAUAGCUGACGUGGAAAAAUGUAAGAAAUCUAUGGCUUUAUUUAUCACAUAUUUUCAUUGCAAAUUAUUUGGAUGUCCUGUCGAAUUCUGGAGGGAGACAGACAAAACAAUAUUUAUACGACACAGUGUCUGUGUCGAACUGCUAUGUGAGUGCUGGGUGUCGCACCCGCAGCUCUGUGUGUGUGUGUGUCGCUCACGUUUGUGAGUGCGUGAGCAGCAAUGUCAUACCUCCGAACAUACGACCAUAUCUUCCUUA